UUUCAGGUGUACGCGUCUCCUCAAAUUCAAAAAUGAUAUUAUCCAAAAUAAUCCGUCCAGAAGUGGCUUUUAAUGAUCAAACCGACAGAGGAAAAGGGCGGCUGAUUGUCAUUAAGAAGACUGAAAAACCGGGUCUUUUAAACCUGGCUGCAAUGUUCCAAGCUGGUGCCGACAUGAGCGACACCAGCGGGGACGAGGAUGAAACUGUCCCCGCACGAGUUGGACAGGCUGCUGGAAGAACCGAUGACUCGGAAGUUGACAAUGAUGAGGGGAACAAUUUUUUUAGGUUCCAAAGAGCGGCUCCUGUCUACCCAAAAAAUAUGAUCAAUCAUAAUUUAGAUGGCGCAGCAACUACUGGAAUGCGUAGAACUACUAGUUCAAUUGCAAGGAUCUCAAUGGCUAUUCGUCGUUCGCUGCGAUUGCCAAGACGUGCUGAAACUAGAAUGGCUGCUCGAGAAGAACAAGUUUUGGUAGAACCAAUUCCAGAAGGACCACUUUUCACCGAAAAUACGAGAGACACGCGAAUUGGUGAAUCGAGUGUUCCGAAUCUUCUCCAGGAAAUUGUUGACAACAAACGCCUGAAUCGAUAUGAAAAGGUCAAAAAAAUAAUACGUCGAACGGACUGGCCGGUUUGUCACGAAAUUCGUGCAAAUCUCUGGAAAGAGCUGUGCAACACCAAGGAUUGGUCAGGCAGCAAACGAUUGUAUUCUGAUGAAGCAAUCGAAUAUGAUAGAAUUAAUCAAGGCAAAAAACAAUCGCCUCAGAUCCUGGCAGAUGAAGGUGGAGUGCUCAGUAAUUUUGAUUUGAAAGAAGUCGGAUCUGUGAAAUUGAUUCGGCUUCUGCUGAUUAUUGAGAGACUUCGUCCGGAAAUUGUGUACGCACCAUCAAUCUACCCGUUGUGCUCAUUGCUGCUCCAUUUCAACGACGAUGAUGGUGACUGUUUUGCAUGCAUCAAUUAUUUGCUCAACACCAAGGGCUAUUUGAUGACAGCACCUGUACAAUGGGCCGCAUCUAGUCAUACAAUUUUGGCACUUGUCAAAAAGCACAAAUCUGCAGCGUACGUGUUGCUCAAAAGACGACUUGGUACCACUGACGACAGUGUGCUUGUGAAAUGCAUAGAAGACUGGUUGCUAUGGUUGUUCCAAUAUCUGCCCUUGCCCUACAUCUGUCGAAUUGUCGAUUGUUAUUUUGCCGAGGGCCACAAGUUUCUGAUUCGUUCUGCUAUUUCUAUUGUCUAUAUUUGGUCGAAAGUGCAUAAGAGAGGAAUGGAAGACUUCAGAGGAAAAUCUCUUCAAGAAAAGAUUGAUUCAAUUAAGAAGGAAUUCCAGGAUGUUGCCACUAACAUUUCGGUGAGCACAAGCACAUUUAUUGCUACUGCCGUAAAGAUUCGUAACUUGCAAUCUGCCACAAUUGCAAAGUUACAGGCUCAAUUUGAAGAUGAGUUACGUGACGAAGUUACAUCUCGUCCUCGUCAGAUCAAGAAAGUUCGUCGUACCAUUUUCUGUGAAGCAUUCAAAUCAUGCCUAGUUGAUAAUGAUUCUGCUGUUGAACUGAUGUCAUAUAUGCCUCCGAGAUUACAACUUGUGACGCCAACUUUGGCCUACCAGCUAAGCCAGGAUGGUACCAGUUUCUACAAUUUCUGGAGCAAAGUUGACCCAUUGGAUCAAACAAUUAUCAUUAUAAAAAGUACAUGUGGCGCUAUUUUCGGAGCAUACUGCAGCUCUACAUGGUCUGAAAGACAUGACAGGAAAGAGAGGACUCGUUCAAAAUAUUGGGGAACUGGCGAGUCUUACGUGUUUCGAAUGAAUAAAGAAAUGGAGCUUCCUGAAAUUUACACGUGGGUCGGAAACUCUCCGGAUGUUUCGUCCGAUAAGUGCCCGCAGUAUUUUAUGUCAGCUACCGAUAAGUCAUUUGUGAUUGGAUCUGGAGGUCGUGAUGCAAUUCGCAUUGACGAAGAACUUACCCAUGGAAUUACGGGUCCAAGCUCCACAUUCAACAGCCCCCAGCUUUGUGAAGAUGGUGCAUUUGAUAUUUAUGAACUUGAGGUGUUCCAUGUUACUUCCAGCGACUGAGCAUUCACUCUGCCCAAGCUUUUGUUUAUUUCCUUCCUCCUGUGACGUUCUCUUCCCCCAAAUGUUUACAUUCAACCUCUCCCCAGGUUAUUGGUUAUAGUGGAUACUUAGUCAAAAUCAGGGGCUUUUUCUGCAAUAAGAUUUUAGUCCUGUCAAUUAUUUUUCAUUUUUAGUUGUGUUCCUGUUUACCUUUCCAAGUUUUUUAAAAAAUAAUUUUUAUAUUUUUUGGUACAUACCUUCCUCAUUCUUAAGUAUUGCCAAUAUUAGUAGUUCACUUAUUUUCUACAUUCCAACUUCUAGUCAAUUCCUCGUGUCUGAGAGUUUUAGUGCUACGGCAAUUGUUUAUUUUUUGCUAUUUUAUGUUGCACAAAAUUGUAAUCAGAAGCUCAUUCCAACUCCUCGCCUCCAAUGUUUGCUUUAAUUUGAAUAAGGUCAAUAAAACUUUUUAAUUUAAAAUU
Molecule: messenger RNA, 2530 nt
Organism: Caenorhabditis elegans
Lineage: Eukaryota; Metazoa; Nematoda; Chromadorea; Rhabditida; Rhabditidae
Gene: tbc-7
Product: Rab-GAP TBC domain-containing protein
Exons: 18
Coding region: 33-2072 (679 amino acids)
Cellular component (GO): cytoplasmic vesicle membrane; synapse
Source: RefSeq, marked reviewed